Messenger RNA from Prorocentrum cordatum, 1260 nucleotides. NCBI's taxonomy places the organism in Eukaryota, Dinophyceae, Prorocentrales, Prorocentraceae. The record is from the annotation of a GenBank genome assembly.
AUGGCUUUCUCUUCCGGCGACGUCUCUGCCAUGAUUGCCACUGCGCCGAGCGGGGCCUUUAACAAGGCCAACGCUGACCAGAUCCGCGAUUGGGUCGACUUCGUGCUGAAUAUCGAGCCCAACGCGGCGGAGAAACACGACUUGUUCUACUACGUGUCGGUGGCUCGCCUCUUGGCGGAAACGAUCGGCAGCACCUCGCUCUCGGAUUUCGAGGGUCCACACAUGCGCGAGAAGAUUAAGGCAGCGAUUGUUGUGAACGAUUUGCCGUGCGCCGCAGAGCAGGAUCCAGCAUGGAAAGCCUGGAAGGUUUCGCCGGCACAGGUCGUCUUCGCACUCAAGGUGCAGACCAAGUGCGCCCAAGCUGCACCACCCGCCCGCUCGGCUCCAGAAGCCGGCGCUGGGAGCGACGUGGCAGGAAUGGCCGAAGCUGUGAAACAGCUUGCAGAACUACGGACCCAGGCGCUCCAGAAGGGCAAGCCGAAGGGACUCAGCUUCAAGCUUCAAGACAGGAUCGUUGAAGUGGGCUUGCAGAAUUUCGAUAAAGACACCCUCCCGUCCGAGGAAAUCUUGGCGAAGGCCGGGCUUGGAUCGGCUCUGCAGAAGGCGAAGAUCUCCGCGAUCAUCAACGCCCAGCAUGAAGAUCGCGUGAGACAGAGUGCGGCCGCCAAGCGCGGAAGCGCUUGGAUCGAUAAAAUCGAUUACGUGAGCUUCGCGACCUUCAUGGGGCAUCUCCACGAGUGGGGUUUCAAGGUGAUCCUCACGAAGGCGUGCAGCAUGGCGGACUUUUUCUCCUACGUGCAUAUUAUGAUCCGCAUCGCUGAGGAGAACGGCGGGGUCAGGACGGCGUUUCAAUACGACGCUCUCCAGCGGAGGGCCAUGGCCAAAGCGCUGGAGAGGAACGAAACCGAUUUGAGUAGGUACCUUACAAGGAUCGAUGUUGAUCUCCUGCGCACGGCCAAAGACAAGGUAGAUAAGCGCUUCGCGGAGCUCGCUCGUGCAUCUGGCGCGCCCAAGGGUCAGUCCAAGGGCCAGCCCAAGGGCGCCUCCAAGAGCUACGGCGACGGGGGCAGUCAUGCCUCCAGCAGCGCAUCCUCUGGCGGCAAGGGCGGCAAGAGCGCUAAGGGCGACGACCGGCGCGUGCGUUCGCCGCCCGCGCGGCACAAGGGCAGCGCUGAUGGCGGCCAGCAGCAUCGGUCGCGCAGCCCGCGCGCUGGAUGGCAGCAGUCGGGCCAGUGUGACAAGCAGUCCUGGAGCAAGUGA